UUCAGUUGCAUUCAGACGUCGCAGAGGACCACUGCUCGUAACACACUCACGAGCCGCGCCUGGGGGAAACAGUUUGUGGAGUAGUAUGGUUGUGAUAGGUUCAGUGUGGCGGAUGCUCCUCCUAUGGAGUUUAGUGGAAAUGCAUUCAGGGGCCACGGAGCAGCGGCCCCGAUUGAUUUGUCACUACACCACCUGGUCACAGGGCCGUGCUAAUCCCUACUCGUAUCGCAUUGAAGACAUUCCCGGCGAGCUGUGCACCCACGUAGUGUAUAAUUUCGUCGGUGUAGACGUGGAAGAGUACGAGCUGACGACACGGCAGCGUGAAAUUGAUAUCGUGCAAAAUGGGUUCGGGCGCUUCAUUGACCUUAAGAAGCGGUUUCCGGAUUUAAAGUUGCAUGUAGCCGUUGGAGGAUGGGAUCACGGUGGAGCACCAUUCAGCAAGAUGGCUGCAUAUCGCAAUCGCAGGCAGAAAUUCGUGAAAAGUGUGGUCGAGUUUAUGACGCGAUAUGGCUUCGAUGGGCUGGAAAUUGUGUGGCUAUACCCGGGCAGUGUCGAGCGCGGUGGCACACAGAACGAUAAGGACAACUUUUACUAUCUCAUCGAUGAUCUCAAACGGGCAUUCCAACGCGCCGAGCAACCUUGGGAAGUUGCAAUACAGGUUCCGGCCGAUCACACACGAUUCGAGAUCGGUUAUCAGCAGGACGCUCUCUGCGAAAUUGCCGACUACAUACACAUCGCUGGAUACGAUUUGCGUGGUUCGUGGACGGGAUUCGCCGAUGUGCAUAGUCCGAUGCAGAAUCGUCCUCACGAUCAAGGAAAUUACCGCGGGCUGAAUGUGCAGGAUGGAGUAGAGUCGUGGCUGAGUAAAGGCUGCCGCCCGGAAAACGUAAUACUCGGCGUCCCGUUGCUGGGGCGCACGUUUCUGCUUCGAAACAGCCAGCAAAACGCAUUAGGAUCGCCUUCCACUGGCCCCGGACCGAAGGGUCAGCAUACGUACAGUGAAGGGUAUUUGGGGUACUUCGAAAUCUGCCAAAAACUGAAGGAACCAAACUGGCGGAUGCGCUGGGAUCCGAUAGGUUUGUGUCCGUAUGCCUACCGCGGGACCCAGUGGAUCGGAUACGAAAAUGCGACGUCGUUGGAAGAAAAAGUGAAAUGGGUCACUAGCAAGGGGCUGGCGGGUAUUUACGCCUUUUCUCUCGAUCUAGACGAUUACCGGGGUAAAUGCGGGGAGGCCUAUCCACUAAUGAAAAGCCUUCACAAGUUGAUCGAAAAUCAAGUCAAACCGGAUAGUGGCAUUGGGUUCGGUAUAGACCGUGAAAUAUUUGGUUACUAGUUGACCCCGCAAACAUCGUUCUGCCACUAGACUCUUGAACCCUCCUUGAAAUUCGACUGCGCAAUCCUAUACUUGAUCUUCUGAUUAUUUUCGUAAUUUUUGUUUUUUUUAUGUAUAUAUGAGGAAGGGCGGGCCGUAUGUUCGUAAUUUUUGUUCUAAUUAAACUUAAACCACUUGACAAAUCUCCGUUGAAAGUUAAAAUAGUGAAUCAACCAAUUCAUCCUUGGUUUGCAUAAACCAAGCGUUCUUUGGUAUUUUGGGUUUACAAAAUAAAACUACCACAGUAGGCGAUGAUAAUCAAAUUAGAGUAAGAAUAUUAAAUUCAUCGAAGUCUGCAUUGGAGCUGAAAGGUGAAAAAAUAUCAAAUCAAGUUAGCUGUGAAGUGGAAAGCCAGUGCAAAAAAAGAGUGUUAAUUUGCCAUAAAACGACAGAAUUUUCCCAACAUUUCGUGGAAGCAGACCAAGACGAAUUCAUAGCGCCAGGAAUGAGCGAAAUCGGCCCAUCCGUUCUCAAGUUAUAGGUGUUCAAAAGUACGCAACUUUCAUUUAUAUAUAUAGAAGAUAGAUAAAAGAUUAAACAACAGCAGCGUAAAUAUUAGCUGCCCAGCAAUAGAAACUUGAGAUCCUAGACUGAAGCGCAAACGAAUAUUUAAAUCUAAAUGGUUUACUUAAGAUGGUUUAUGAAACUGUUUAUGAUUUUAGAAACAAGCAAUAUUAACAUUACCAAGAGUUAAGAAUAAAUAGAUGCGUUUGUUUGAAUAUACUGCACCCUA
Anopheles darlingi is the source of this 2105-nucleotide messenger RNA. RefSeq names its product endochitinase-like. Gene Ontology annotation, cellular component: extracellular region. Bases 86 to 1333 code for a protein of 415 amino acids. The record is from RefSeq and is a predicted model, not a curated record. The transcript is spliced from 3 exons. Lineage: Eukaryota; Metazoa; Arthropoda; Insecta; Diptera; Culicidae. Gene Ontology annotation, molecular function: chitinase activity; chitin binding. Gene Ontology annotation, biological process: carbohydrate metabolic process; chitin catabolic process.